Osmerus eperlanus (European smelt) is the source of this 747-nucleotide messenger RNA. Its product is annotated as complement C1q-like protein 2. The transcript has a single exon. The coding region runs from base 53 to 613 and encodes 186 amino acids. NCBI's taxonomy places the organism in Eukaryota, Metazoa, Chordata, Actinopteri, Osmeriformes, Osmeridae. Gene Ontology annotation, molecular function: protein binding. The record is from RefSeq and is a predicted model, not a curated record.
AGAAGUGAACCAAGGGCCUGGAGCGAUCUGUCCCUGUCAGCCUGAAGCCUGCAUGGUCCUCAGCGAACACGGAGCCAUGAAGGAGAGACUGGGAUCCGUGGAAGCCAAGCUACUAACAAUGGUGAGCCAGGUCGAAGAGUUGGGCCGCGUCAACCAAGCUCAGGAGCAGCAGCUGACAGCAUUGAAGGAAGUUCUGGAACGGUCCAGAGUAGCGUUCUCCGCCGCCCUCAGAACAUUCGUCCAUGGGAACACGGGCCCAUUUGAGCAGGACAGCAUCAUGAAGUACGAGAUGGUCUUCUCCAACUCGGGUAACUGCUACAACCCUGCCACAGGCUCGUUCACAGCCAUGGUGAGAGGGAUGUACUACUUGCGCUACACCAUGUACAACAACAAUAUCGGGAACUCAAACUCAAUUUUGUCUUUAAUGAAGAACAACAAGCUGUUGGUGUCUACUUGGGACACGGCUCAGCAGCACGACAGCGCUAGCAACGCAGUCGUGGUGCAGCUGGAAGUCGGGGACAGUGUUUAUGUCAAGCUUUGGGCGAGAAGGAUAGUCUAUGAUGAUGGCAACCAUUAUAACACCUUCAGCGGGUUCCUUUUGUUCACCUUGUAAUGAGGCACAUUCAAAAGAGUAACUGACUCGGCUAAAAUUGUAUCUCUAGUAUCACUCGCAUGUUUGCCCUAGUAAAGUUAGGCCUUAAGUAGAGUAUCGUUAGAGCCUUGUUUUGAUGAUUAAAAUCGUGAAAU